CUUACCAUUAGGCACUUAACUUUUUUGAGCCAAUAGUCAAUUGGGUGCAGUCGCUUUCGCGUACCUGCUUUACCUUUACGACCUUAGCUAUAGCUUGGGGGGGUCCACAUAAAUAUUGUUGUUCAUUUAUCCUGAAGGCCUUUAUUUGGUCGGAUACACCCCUUAUUCGUCAAAAGAGCCCUGUUGGCGCUUUGUUCUUCAGUUCUUAUUCAUCCAAUAGAGUUUGAUCCGGUGCGGUGGUAUUUGGCGUCUCGGAUCGGGGAUUUAUCUAUUAGAUCGGCAGGAUGGCUGGGGGUUCUAGCAUCGCCCCGAAUCGAUAUAGUUCUUCACCGGAGUUGUCAAGUCCCCCUUCUAUGCUAUCGGGGCCCGGUUCGCCAAACGGAGAAAGCAGAGCAAAGAAUGGAGAAUUGGAUGAGAUUGUGGUAGAUCCUAACACUCUCAGAUAUGAUGGAUCCGGCCAGCCCAUGUUAACCAAGGAUGGGUUACCCAGGAGAAAGCCUGGCCCUAAACCCGGGACCAGGAUCAACAAGCGGAAUAGUGCAAAUCCCGAAGAAGGAGAGAAGGUCAAGCGAGCGCGGAAGCAAAAGGAUCCUACCGCGCCGACUGUUUCGAGGAAACGUAAGGGGAUAUCUCUCGAGGGCGAGGCGGCCGAGCCGAGAUCUCGCGCUGCUAGUGUCAGCGGUGGUGCAAAUACUGGAACCCCGGCAUCACGACAGGCUAAGAUUACCGAGAUGACCACACCCCAGACUCGAUUGGAACCGCUUCCUCAGAGAGAGGUAAAACGCGAUAGUAUGCCCGGCUCUGUGUCCAGUAUUCUGAAUACCGACCCCGAACCCCUGCAAUUCCCUCGUCAGCAAUCGCAACCGUCCCCUCAACAGCAGCAGCAGCAGUUAGCCAGGCCGAGUGCUCCAUCACGGAGGAGUGGUACAAAUUAUGAUCCGAUUCGCUCAUCAAAUUAUGACCCGAUAAGAGAAACCAUGGUCACACAUACGUAUUCUAAUCCGAUGAGCGGAUCUCCUCGUGGACCUACCACUACGAAUACCAUCAAUCGUGCAAGCGCAUCUCCUUCGAUUGCCAGUCUUGUUGAUCCGCCUGUACCGAAUAUUAUAUCACCUGUUCCAUCCCAUACUUCUUUUGCUCAGAGCACACAACAAUCCCAAUCACGCAUCCAUAAAGAAUCUAGCUCAAUGCCGGAGUCCCCUAAUCCUUUCCGCAAAGACUUUGUACCUCCGCCCGCGCCGAAGCCGCCCACAACUGAGGGCAAGGAGGGUAAAGAAGGUAAAGAAGCCAAAGAGACUAAAAAGCCUGCGCCAACCCCUGCACAGGGGGUUACCUCCAAGAUCGAGAUCCGUCCCACAUCUAUUACCACAAUUGGCGCGGCCAGCACAAAGAAGACGUCGACCAAAAACCAUAGCACCACAUCGUCGUCGCCUCGCAUCAACGCCAUGAAGGAUACGCUAGUCCCCCCUCUCCCGCACGGGCCUGAGCGUUCUAUCCUAGACUUUGGUAAAGCGGAACCCGGAUCUGAGUUUAAUGCUCCAUCGAUCAUUCUUAAUAUCCCUCUCAAUGGAGAAACGAAUAAAUAUAUUAACUUCAUGCGUAUGGCUGAGGAAAAGUAUGGCUGGGACGCCCUUCAUCCGCGUCAGGCUGAACUCAAAGCACGCAAGGCCCGUAUCGCUGCCGCGUCUGCUGCCUUGGCCCAGAACGACUCUAGCCGUGAGGGUGACGAGAUGUCGGUUGAUGAGUCAGAAAAUGAGGACUCGAACGUCGAAAUGGGCGGUACGAGUGGACCGGAUAAGCCGGCCGAUGGCAAGCCCGUAAAAAAGAAGAGACAUUUCAAAGAGGACGAGUACGACAAGGAUGACGACUUCGUCGAUGACUCGGAAAUGCUCUGGGAGGAACAGGCAGCGGCUAGCAGAGACGGCUUCUUCGUCUACUCCGGUCCCUUAAUACCGGAGGUCGAGAAGCCGGAAUCUGGACGUGGUGAGGGCGCACCUAAGCGAGGACGUGGCUCACGUGGUGGUCGCGGUGGCACUCGCGGAGCAACGACGGGUACGGGAAGAGGUAGGGGAGGUGGUCCGGGAUCCCGAGGGGGGGCAGUGAGAAAGCCACGGAUGACGAAAGCUGACAAAGCUCAGAUGGACCGCGAAAAGGCAGAACGAGAGGCGGCCUUCUUGAAAUCGACUAGCAGCGGGUCUUAUAACGUUCUGCACCCCGGUAGUCCCCAAUUCGCAGGAUUGUAGGCUGAGCCUAACAGGUCUAACCCCGAGGAUACCGGUAUUGAGUAACAGGGGCAUGUAAUAUUGUACACACAGGCGACAUUGAUAUGAUCGCCAAACAACGGACACGGUGUCCGAAGGAUUCAUGCGCGCGGGCCAAUGCUAAAGCUAUGGGUUUUGUUUUGAUACCACGAUGCUCUUAACCGUGUCAGGGGGUUUGGGAUUCCGGCGUAUGCUUUGUUUACUGACUGCGGGUGACUAGAUUUGCUUCGGCUCUAGAAGUGUAACAUGUAUACAUUGUUUUAAUUCUCUGAAUCAAUAGUGCAGUGACUUGAAUGCUAAAUUUCGUUAUUUAUUUCGUACACGAAUAUCAUCUUCACACACGAUAAUAUUUGACUACCAGCUAACCGUGUUGUCUAGGUCCGUCUUGAUUGGUCUAUCUCAAGCUGAACCCCCACCAUCUCUCAUUAACGGGUUAGAUCGGCCCA
Messenger RNA from Daldinia caldariorum, 2707 nucleotides. Its product is annotated as HPC2-domain-containing protein. Bases 285 to 2243 code for a protein of 652 amino acids. The transcript has 3 exons. The record is from RefSeq and is a predicted model, not a curated record. NCBI's taxonomy places the organism in Eukaryota, Fungi, Ascomycota, Sordariomycetes, Xylariales, Hypoxylaceae.